Molecule: messenger RNA, 2971 nt
Organism: Physeter macrocephalus (sperm whale)
Lineage: Eukaryota; Metazoa; Chordata; Mammalia; Artiodactyla; Physeteridae
Product: zinc finger protein 256-like
Exons: 3
Coding region: 1-1122 (373 amino acids)
Biological process (GO): regulation of transcription by RNA polymerase II
Cellular component (GO): nucleoplasm
Molecular function (GO): RNA polymerase II cis-regulatory region sequence-specific DNA binding; DNA-binding transcription repressor activity, RNA polymerase II-specific
Source: RefSeq, a predicted model, not a curated record
AUGUCACAGGCCAGGACUCCUAAGGCACCUUCGUUUUCCCAGAAGAACCACUCUGGUGAGACGUGUAGUCUGGGCUUGAGAAGUAUUUUUCACUUGUCUGAGCGUGAAGAAACACAACACAACCAGAAAGUGUUCGGGUGUAGAAUAUGUUUGAAACGAUUUCAUUUUAGUGCAAACCUCCAAAAACACCAGAAGCAGCACAUGGAAGAGAAAUUCUUCAGUAAUGCUGCAGUCAGGGCCUUGUUUGUGAAGAGCUGCAAAUGCCAUGUGUCAAGGAAGCCCUUUACCUAUGAGGAAGUUGGGAAAGACUUUUUGGCCACCUUGGGACAUCUCCAGCCACAUACCACUCACACCAGGGAGAAGCCAAACAGGAUUGUCCAGCGUGAGGCAACUUUACAAAGCAGAGAAAGUCAUUACAGCUGGGGAGAAUGCAAGAAAGCCUUCAGCCCGAAACAUGCACUUGUUCAGGACCAGAGUGUCCUCCCUGGAAGACACUGUUUUGUGUGCAGUGAAUGUGGGAAGACAUUCAGAAUUCACACAGGAGAAAGGCCUUUUGAGUGCAGUGAGUGUUGGAAAUCCUUUAGUCAUCAAUCUUACCUCACUCAACACUGGAAGGUUCAUAGUGGAAAAAGGCCUUAUGAAUGCAGUGAAUGUGGGAAAUCUUAUACUUCUCACCCUGAGUUCACACUGGAGAUAGGCCUUAUCAGCGCCGUGAAUGUGGGAAGUCUUUUUUCUCUGGUUCCAACAUCAAUAAUCAUCAGAGAGUUCACACAGCAGAAAGGCCUUAUGAGUGCAGUGAACGUGGGAAAUGUUUUUCCUGUAAUCCCAUCCUUCAUGAACAUCAGAGAAUUCACACAAGGAAAAGGCCUUAUGAGCGCACGGAAUGUGGGCAGUUCUUUAGAGCAAAUUCUUCUCUCCUUGAACACUGUAGAGGUCACACUGGAGAGAAGCCUUAUAAAUGCAGUGAAUGUGGGAAAUCUUUUUCAUCUAGAUCUGGUUUCCGUUAUCAUCAGAGAGUUCACACAGGAUUGGGGCCAUAUGAGGGUAGUGAAUGUGGGAAAUCUUUUCCCCAGAGCUCUGCACUCCUUCAACAUCCGUGUUCACAGAGGUGAAAGGCCUUAAAUGUGUGGUGAAUGUGGGAAAUCCUUUACCGCUAGUUCCACCCUUUGUUAUCAUCAGAGAGUUCACAAGCAAAGCCUUAUUCGUGCAGGGAAUUUGAGAAACUCCUAAAUAAUUCACCUUAUUAUACAUGGUAGAAUUUGCACUGGAGAAAGGACUUGAAUGUGCAAGGAAAUGUGUAAUUUUCUUGUUCAGGGUAACGACACUGGAAGAAACUGAGGAGCCACCCACCUGAAUUCAAUCUCAUGCAUCCAGUUGUCCACAGGGGGAGAUACCCCUUACGUUUCAGUUAUGUGGGAAGCAUUUGUGGCUGUAUUGCAAUUUGUAACCUGUCCAGGGCUUUUCCCAGAUUUAUGUCACUGUCUGUUUCUGUGGCUGUUUUACCUGUAACACCUGGCAGGUCCACACAGUGUGCAUCAGUCACCAGCCCAGUGUGCUCAGGGAAACUGACCUCUGUUCUUCCAAGUGUUGGAGCAAACUAGGAGUAGGUCAGUCCCUUCGGGGUUGGUGUUCCCCUCUCUCUGACUACGUGUACAAAAGCCUGAAGGAAUGUUGGCCCAGAGAACAUCAUAAUAAUUCAGCUGACCAUGUGCAGAGAAGGACAACCCUUUUCAGGGACAUGUUCUCACAUGAUCAGUUUUUCCAGCUAGCAAGUCACCAACCCAAACUGUGCCACACAUUGUUUUGGUUUGUAUAAUACGGGUGCCUUACUGUUUAAGGCCUGUUUUAUUUUGGGAGUUCUGUGCACUGCAGGAGGUUUUUUAUAAGGAGAUUUGGGCACCACAGGCAUGGGCCUCAGGGAGGAUAGUUCGAUGGCAAAAAGUGGCUUGCCGUUUUUGGCCAAAUUUGCAUUGGUGCCAGUGAAGUCAUAGGAGAGAGGGCAGGGCUUUCUGAUCCUCAUUUGAAGCCUGGAUGCUGUGAGUUUUAGGAGACUCGGACAUCACCGUGAAGAGGCGUGAGAUGUGACAACCUCAAGUUCUUGGAGCAGCAUGAAUUUUUUCCCCUGUUCACAGGGGGUAUCACAAGAGAUGUCAGCACUGUUGAGAGGAAGCUCCUCCCUUGGUUUUGCAAGGAGCAUGUGUCCUGAUAUCCACAAUUCCAUGGGUGACAGUCACUGGGUGUAAAACUAUAGGGACCAGGGGAAACUGAAACUGCUACAGAAACUGGGUUAGUAGGGAGCAGAGGAGACAGCAGCCAGCUCAUUGGAAUGUGCCUCUUCUAAAAGUGCAUCCACAGAUGUCUUUGUGACAAUGACAGAUGUGCAGGAUCAGCAUGUACACAAAUCUCAGGACCUCCAGGCAUGUUUAUGUUGUGUAGCUGAGGUCAUUGUCAGAAGAGAUAAUUGGAACAUUCUGUGCAUUUUUGUAGCCUCCCUGAAGUCUUCGCCUCAAGGCCAUUGUUGCAUAGGCAGGAAAAGAAAGGUAGAGAAAAGUAGUCCAGGGAUGAAUCUCUUGUGAGCCAGCCAGCAUUCCUGUUGACUGAAGUGGGAAUGUCCUUUAUUACUCACCAGUAUUUGCUGCCACUGAGGCAAGACUGACCCCCAUAGGGCAUGACUAGAAAGGUGGUGGAGCAAGUAUAGGGUUGCCAAAUCUGUUUUCCAAAAAAGUGGGACGUACAGAUUGUCUUAGCUUGAAGUGUUUUUUAAAGCUUUAUUUAGGUGUAAUAUACAUGUAGAGAACUGUACAUUUUUAAAGUGAAGUAUUUGAUAAGUUUUGACAUACACAUGAUACCUGUGAAAACAUCAUCACAGUCAUGGUAAUGACCAUAUGUGUCACCAUGUAUUUGCCUGAUUUCCUUUUAUAAUCUGUCUGUCCCUGUCCUUCACAGCCCUCCAAGCAACCAUUGAUUUAUU